Charadrius vociferus (killdeer) is the source of this 4410-nucleotide messenger RNA. RefSeq names its product centrosomal protein 162kDa (gene CEP162). Bases 91 to 4377 code for a protein of 1428 amino acids. The transcript is spliced from 27 exons. Gene Ontology annotation, biological process: cilium assembly. The record is from RefSeq and is a predicted model, not a curated record. Lineage: Eukaryota; Metazoa; Chordata; Aves; Charadriiformes; Charadriidae. Gene Ontology annotation, cellular component: axonemal microtubule; centrosome; centriole.
GCAGGAAGCAGUUGUCACAACUCGCCUGUCAAAAUCAAUUUACUGGUUUUUAAACUCAUUUGUUUGGACGCUAACAUCAAUUUGCACAUUAUGGCUCAUCGAUUUUCAAAAGAAGAAUUAGAUGAGCAGUUUGAAGAGUUUCUGAAAGAGUCUCUUUCAGAUGAUUCACUUGGAAAUUCAAAGAAAAAAUCCAGCAUUCUUGAGACGUUGGGACAGCCCAGGAAAAAAGAAACAAAGAAAAAGGAUUCAGUGCCAUGGUGGAUAUCUGAGGAAGAUUCGGAUGGUGGUGGAAUGCUUGGAGGCAAUGGAAGCUUUGUCAAGAUGCAGAACACUUCCCAGCCUAUGGGGGAAACUGAUGAGAAUAUGCAAGUGGAAAAGAUGCAGCUUCAGAAAAGUAAUGGAGUUGCUGUCUCCUUAAGCAGAGACAGCCUGGAGACAAAUGAUUCAGUUUUAGCUUCUGGGCCUAAUCAAAGUAAUGUGGGAGUUGGAUUGGAUACCUUGGAAGAAGAAGAAGAAAAAGAGAUCUUCUUUGCCAAACUUGAACGAGAAGCUUCCUCUACUAUUGAUUAUUCAAGAUUAAAUAAAGAGCUGGAUUCCAAUGAUUCUGUAUUACUAGCACCAUUUGUAAGAGAUGAAAAAAAUGAAAAAGAUGAGGAAUCCACACAUGAAGAGAGAUCUGGCAGCUACAGUGAAGAUUUUGAAGAAGAAACAGAUGCUAAUCCUGCCUUUAAAACUGAGGGGAGUAAGGUGAAUGAAAACAUCAUAUCAGGAGUUGAUUUAAGUCCUCAAAAACAGGAAGAAGCAAACACUGGCAUGCUAGCUAAAGUUGUAUUACUUGAUUCACAAGAUUCAACUACAGAACUUCAAAAGGCCGUUGAAACAUCAGAUGUAGCUCUAGGUGAACAUUAUCUGCCUGAAGAAGUCAGUGGAAUUGAAUGUAAUGAAGCAGGCACUUCCUAUGGACAAACCACCAGUGACAUCGAAGCGUUACACCAAGCAUACCAUCAUAUUGAUCAGUCCUUGGGAGACACUGAUGAGCAAAAACUGCAAGAUUCUGCAAUGGCAGUCUCGGAAUGCUUAGUGCAGGGUGUUUCACAAAAUAAUGACAUCUAUUCAAACAACAUGUCAACUAUUGAAUCGGACUUACCCACUGUGGAAGAAUUGAUGAAACCAAUUAAAGGACAUUCAUGUAAUAUCAGAAGUGUUGAUGUGGAGCCUGACAGUCCUGUGAAACUGGUAGGCAGCACAGCAAAUGACCUCAUCAGCCACUCACCCUUUAAAGAACACCAGAAUAAUACAGUUUGGGAGACAAACUUAUUUGAAAAAUUUAACAGAGAAGAAAGCAUCUUUCUGCAGACAGCUGUGAAUGAUGAUAACGUUCAGAGGGUGACUGAGAAAGAAAUUCAGACCAGUGAAGUACAGCCUGAUGUAUUAAGAGAAAUAAUAGUACAAGACUCUCCACUUCCACAACACGGCAGCAAAACUAAACAAGCUCUUCGAUCUUGUUCCUUGAAGAAUGAAAGAUCAGAAUCAAUGACAACUAAACCAAUGUUACACAAGAAUAUAAGAAGUCCAGCACCUUUACAUAAAAAGAAAUCUUCAUAUGGUCCUCAUGGGGUGGUUAGAAGUUCUGGGUAUGGGAAACCUGCUUCGCUCUCAAAACAGUCUUUUCCAGCUAAUGAAAAGAAAGCACCAAAAGAAACUUUCAAAAAGACCAGUGUGAAAGCCAAAAGUCCUGCAGAUAGAGCAAGAUCUAAAGAAACCUUAUUUACUACUAGGAUAAUAAGAUCUGCAACAAAUGAACAAACUUCAAAGGGAAGUAUUAACAGAGUUAUGUCUGGCCAAUCAGUUGUUAAUAAUCUUGGACACCAAGCUGUGGAUUAUAGCAGGCAGUAUCAGCAUGAUUUAUCAUUUUCUCCUAUCAAAAGUUGUGAUAGAGAACUGUAUUUGCUAAAACGAGUGCAAGUUGCAGAGGAAGACCUGAACACAGCUCGUGAUUUGAUUCAACAGCUAACCAGCACAGUUUCACAAAAAGAGAAAGAAAUGGAGGCAAAGAUAGUAGAACUGAAAACACAGCAUGAAAAGGAGCUUUCUCGGUUGGGUCAGGAAAACUAUGUUCUCCAGAGUAAGCUAAGAAGUAUGGAAGAGCUGACUCAAGAAAAGAGACGGACCCAUCAUACAGCAACAGUUCCUGUCACUGAAGAAAAACUGGCACAAAUACAAAAAGAAAUCGAAGAUCAAGAAGUCAUUAUUCAAGGUUAUCAGCAGGAAAAUGAGAGGUUAUACAAACAAAUGAAAGAGCUACAGAUCCAAAACAAAAAAAAUGAGGAACGAAUGUUUAAGGAGAAUCAGUGUUUAAUGUCUGAAUUAAUCACCGUAAGAGAAAAGAUAGAAAAGACUAAUAAUAUCCAGUCACGGAGUGUGCAGGAUUCUGAGCCAGCUAGAAAUCACAGUUUCACAGAAUUGAUUGCAGAGCUUCGAGCAGCACAGAAGGAAGAAACUAAAUUACAAGAAGAGAUAAGACAUCUCAAACAAGAUAAGCAAGCUCUUGAGGUAGACUUAAGACAAGCAAAGAAAGAGAGAGAUUUAGCAAAAGUUCAGGUUGCAUCCACAUCAGGUGAGAAGUCUUAUGAAUUUAAAGUUAUGGAAGAAUCAUACAAACAGGAAAUUACUCAUUUGAAAAGAAGACUUCAGUGGUAUGCAGAAAAUCAAGAUCUUCUGGAUAAAGAUGCAGCCCGUCUUAAAGAUGCAAGAGAAGAAAUUGAGAAACUAAAACUAGAGGUUGAGAAGCUCAGAGCUGAAGCUGGAGAUCAGUGUGUGCAACAGAAGAAACGUUUGCGAGACAGAGCAGCAGACGCUAAAAGAAUUCAGGACCUUGAGCGACAAAUCAGAGAAAUGGAAGGAAUUCUUAAAAGAAGGUAUCCAAAUUCUUUGCCUGCUUUGAUUUAUGCUGCUGCUGCUGCUGAGAACACUAACGAUCUUUCAGCUAAAACACACACAGUGGAUUUUUUGGAGAAAAGAAUAAAAAAGUUAGAAACGGAACUUGAAGGUAAAGAUGAUGAAGCUAAAAAAAGUCUCCGUGCCAUGGAACAACAAUUUCAAAAAAUAAAGAUCCAGUACGAGCAAAGACUUGUAGAACUUGAGCAACUACUUGCCUACAAAUUUAUAAGUGAAUCGCCAAAACUGAAUGGUGACAAAGCCAGUUCUACAGAACUUGAACAGGAGCUUCAGAAUCUAAAGAAGACCCAUCAGAUCACCGUUAAAAACCUCCAGACAGAAAUCGAAAACCUUAAAAGUCAAAAUUCCCAAUUAAAACUCAGAAGUAAAAAGAAUAAUAAAGAUUUAGAGUCCACAGACUCUCGAAUGAAACAAGGUAACACAAAAGACAGAUUGUUAAAACUAAAUGAAGAGCUGAUCACCAAAAAUAGAGAAAUACAAGACCUGACAAAAACGGUAGAGAAACUUCAAAAAGAAAGGAUGGCGAUGUUGUCUGAUAAUAAUUUGAGAAAUAAAACAGAUAAUAAGGAAAACUCUACAGAGAUCUUGAAAAAGAAUACCUUAGCAACAGAUAAAAGGAAUUCCAGCAACAGCGAACCCUUUCUAAGCAUUUUCAACGAUGACAAAAUAUACCAACCGCAUACCUUUUCUGAUUCUAAUCUCUCGGAAGUUCUGCAAGAAAACGCACAGCUGAAAGAGCAGCUUGAAAGACUGUCUCUAGAAAUGAACCAGCAGAGGGUGAAGUCUCAGGCAACACUGGCUUAUUCUGAAAAUAACAUACGAAGGAUACAGGAAGACACAGCAGAGUACAUUGCAUCUCUGAAAGCUUCCCAUCAGAGAGAAGUGGAGAAGAUUCUUUGCCAGCACGCAAAGGAGCAUUCUACUUCUAAAGUAGCUGAACUAAACAGCAGAAUUUCAACACAAGAGAUAUUAAUAAAACAUCUGCAGGAACAAAUCAGUGAACAACAGAGACAUCAGGAAGCCCUUCUUGUUUCACAGAUGAGAGAGGAACUCCUACAAAAAGAGGUGACAAAAUUGUUGGAAGAACUGAGAGAGGCUAAGGAGAGCCAGAGUCCUGAAAUGAAACAUUUCUUGGGCCUGGAAAAGAAAAUCAGGCAUAUAGAGACCAGACGUGCAGUAAGAGAGCAAGAAAUUCAAAAGGCAACCCAACUAACACAGCGCGUUACUGAAGCGAGGCAGACCCGUGAGGUUGAGCAGUGGCGAAGACUGGCACAGCAGAAGAAUCAAGAACUGGAGAAAUUUCGAGUGGAAUUGGAUUCAAUAUUAGAUGUUUUACGUGAACUGCAGAAACAAGGGGUUGUUAUUCCUGCACCUAAUUCCGGUGGAUUCAGCGUGGCGGACAGCUGUUGGAAGACAUGAUUAGGUAGGAGUUGAUUACAAAAGCAGAAUUUU